Acaulospora morrowiae is the source of this 216-nucleotide messenger RNA. The record is from the annotation of a GenBank genome assembly. Lineage: Eukaryota; Fungi; Glomeromycota; Glomeromycetes; Diversisporales; Acaulosporaceae.
AUGGGUUCCAUGUUAUUUUCGUAACUCACGGAUAUCGAUAGUAUCCUUCUACGUUGUCGUGGCCUACUUUCUCGUUGUACUUGUUUUGUUGGGCGCAAACAAAGUGAUCGUCCAACGUACAGUAAAUUUUUUUAGCCCAAUGGCAUUAUCAUUGGACAAAAAUGGUCUCUACUGUGAUAAUUAUGAUGAUGUUGAUGCACUUUCUGAUUCUGCAUA